This is a messenger RNA of Arachis stenosperma, 3150 nucleotides long. Its product is annotated as BTB/POZ domain-containing protein At3g08570-like. Gene Ontology annotation, molecular function: protein binding. NCBI's taxonomy places the organism in Eukaryota, Viridiplantae, Streptophyta, Magnoliopsida, Fabales, Fabaceae. Bases 1 to 3150 code for a protein of 1049 amino acids. The transcript has 7 exons. The record is from RefSeq and is a predicted model, not a curated record.
AUGGGGAAUGGGGCCCUGUGGAAAAUGGGGAUGGGGAGCAAUAUUCCCCUACGGCAGGGAACGGGGGCGGGGACGGGGAGUAAAUCUGGGGGUGGGGAUGGGGAGCAGGGAAGCAUCCCCCGCCCCCGUCUUACCCCAUUGACAUCCCUAGCAGCAGCGCGCCUAGGAUUGGAUGAACGGUUUUCGGUGGUGCGAUCUCAAAUACUUCUCCUAGACCAAUUACCUCUAGCAACCAGAGUUUUUGCAUUGGUCAUCCAACAUGAACGACAGCUACAAGUUACCGCUGGGAUUCUAGACGAUCCACGUUCCAUCACUGCUACCGUUGAUUCGCGGCACCCCUCACAAGGUCGCGGUCACAGUCGCAGUGGCUUUUCCUCCGGCAAGGGUCGCGGUGGUUUCUCCUCCAGCGCAAGACGUGGUGGUUCCUCUAAGUUCUGUACACAUUGCGGUCGUAGUGGCCACACGAUUGAAGUCUGUUAUUCGAAACACGGGUACCUGCCAGGGCAUCCACGUCACUCUGGUAGUCCACAUCACUCCGCUACUGUCACCGCUGCCACUCCUUCUUCAAUCUCCUCCAAACCCAAUUUUGGACCUCUCACUAGCCCAACAAAAGCUCUCAUAGCACUUCUCAAAAAGACCGAGUCUCCAUCUUUAGAAUAUAGAGAUAAUGGUUCAUCAAAUCAAAAUGGAUUUUUGCCUAAUCCGAAUGCCAAUCAACAUCCCAAUUGGCGUAGUGCUAUAAAAGAUGAGCUGGAUGCUCUUGAGUUGAACAAAACUUGGCGUCUUGUUGAUUGUCCUGCAGGUGUUAAGCCAGUUGGCUGUAAAUGGGUCUAUCGCAUCAAACGCAAGCCUGAUGGUUCAUUUGAUCGAUAUAAGGCUAGCCUUGUGGCCAAAGAAUUCACCCAGAUUGAAGGUGUUGAUUUUUUGAAAACCUUCUCUCCUGUUGCCAAGCCUGCCACCAUCAGAUUAGUUUUGGCAUUGGCCCAUACAUCAAUUUUAUCUGAUUAUAGUCUAUUUGUUAAAUUUACUGAUGCUCAAAUUUCUAUACUUCUAGUCUAUGUUGAUGAUAUCAUUCUCACCGGCAAUUCUAUUUCUGAACUUGCUUCCAUUAAGUCUAUUUUGCACCAACACUUCCGAAUUAAAGAUUUGGGUCCUUUAAAAUAUUUUUUGGGUAUUGAAGUAACUCAGUCAGCAAAGGGAAUUUGCUUAUCUCAGAGAAAAUAUUGUCUUGAUCUUUUGGAAGAUUUUGGUUUAUUAGGUGCUAAACCUGCCUCUGUUCCAAUGGAUAGUUCCACAAGAUUAUAUCAAGACAAAAGUCCCUUGCUAUCUGACCCUUCUGUGUAUCGCCGUUUGGUUGGGCAUCUAAUCUACCUUACCACUACUCGACCAGACAUCAUAAUUUUCGCCGACGUUGCCGGUGACAUUACAAUUGUAGUUGAUGGAGAAUCAUUUUUGCUGCAUAAGUUUCCCUUGGUGACUCUAAGUGGCAAGAUCCGAAAAAUGGUUGCUGAUGCCAAGGUUUCAACCGUUUCGAGCUUGGAACUCCUCAAUUUCCCAGGGGGACACCAAACAUUUGAACUAGCCAUGAAGUUUUGCUAUGGCAUGAAUUUUGAGAUCACUACAUUCAAUGUUACGAGGCUACGUUGCGCUGCUGAGUACCUUGAAAUGACAGAGGAAUACAAGGACCAAAACCUCAUCUCAAGAACAGAAUCUUAUCUGAAAGACAUUGUUUUUCAAGAUCUUCAGAAAUCAGUGGAAGUUUUAUCCACCUGUGAGAUGUUACCACCACUAGUGGAGCAGAUUGAAAUUCCAAGAAGGUGUGUGGAAUCCAUAGCAAUGAAUGCAUGCAAGGAGCAGCUAGCUUCCGGUUUAUCUCGGCUAGAGUGCGACGGCGAGUCCAGAGAGCUAAAGGAGGAUUAUGUCAUUGCAUGGUGGGUCGAGGAUCUAUCGGUCUUGCGCAUCGAUUUCUUCCAGCGAGUUAUAUGCGUCAUGGGGAGAAUGGGAGUUAGAUCAGAGAGCAUCAUGGCUUCACUGAUGCAUUAUGCUCAAUCAUCACUCAAGAGUAUUGGUAAAAGCCAGUUCUUGAAUCCUUCCAGGGCGAAUUCGAGUCCAACAACAAUGGAAUUGGACCAGAGGACUAUUGUGGAAACUCUUGUGAGUCUCAUGCCAGCAGAUAAAAACUCUUCAAUUCCACUGACAUUUAUGUUUGGAAUGUUGAAGAUGGCUAUCAUUUUGGGUGCAGCAAUUCCAUGUAGGCUUGAACUUGAAAGGAGGAUCUCAUUCAGGUUGGAAACCGUUUCGCUCGACGACCUUCUCAUACCGUCUCUGCAGAGUGGAGACUCCUUGUUUGAUGUUGAUACAGUUCACAGGUUGCUGGAGAAUUUCUUGCAGCGGAUUGAGGAGGAAGAAGCUGAUGAUUAUGGAUAUGAUUCCGAUGGUUUCGGCUCAACUAGUAGCCAUGGUUCUCUGCUAAAAGCAGGGCAGCUUAUUGAUGCUUAUCUUGCAGAAAUUGCAACCGAUCCUUACUUAAGCAUGCAGAAAUUUUUUGGUUUGAUUGAGAUACUACCUGAGUAUGCGCGUGUAAUUGAUGAUGGCCUUUAUAGAGCUGUGGAUUUUUUUGUUCAGGCUCAUCCAGCUCUAACAGAACAAGAAUGCAAGAAGAUUUGCAAGUUUAUAGAUUGUCAGAAACUGUCUCAAGAAGCAUGCAACCAUGCUGCACAGAAUGAUAGACUUCCACUGCAGAUGGUGGUGCAAGUCCUGUACUGCGAGCAACUACGGUUGAAGAAUGCAGUGUCAGGGAGUUCAGGAGAUGGUCUAUUGUCACAGAAAAUAAGCAGUGGCAUUCCAAGUGCUGCUAUGUCCCCAAGAGAUAACUACGCUUCUCUGCGGAGAGAGAACCGGGAGCUGAAGCUUGAGAUUUCGAGGAUGAGGGUGAGGCUAAGUGAGUUAGAGAAAGAGCAGAUGUUCAUGAAACAAGGCAUGAUUGAUAAAGCAGGAAAUGGAAGAACAUUCUUGACCUCCCUCUCCAAAGGGAUAGGGAGAAUUGGGAUUUUCAGCAGUCAAGGUGGCAGAAAGUGCCAAAAAUCAAGUAGGAAGUCUAGGGCUUCAGAGGGAAAAACUGGUAGGAAUAGGAAAUAUUCUGUCUCAUAG